UGCUGUAGUUGCAGAUAUGUCGCUUACAGUACGGUAAAGGUUAGUCCAGCUGCUUCUGAAUAUUUGUCCAUUUCUGUUUCAUGUGUUUUUUAAUUAAAUUUGACAAAGAAUACAUGUAGCACGUGCAUGCGUGUGCUUUAAAAAUAUACAAUAAACUGAUAUUGUGACUCAUGAAUUCCUGUGUUUUAACAGUGUCAAUGUUUUUUUUCUGAUGAUUACGUCAUCGUGUUUCUAACAUUUUUGAGGAAAAAAACAUUUUGCAGUGGGCCUAGGCUUGUAAUAUAAACACUAAUAUACAUUAUAGUAAUUUUACUGUAAAUCUGAGCUGACAGGUGAAUUUAAUUCAAUUCAUUUAAUGUAUUUUUUAUAUUCUGGUUAUUUCUCCAUUAAAUGAAGUAUCCAGCAGCCAUACUUUGUGACAUGGUCAACAAAUGCUACACAUUCUAGUGAACUGUUUUUCCUUCCCAACAGAGUUGCCUUUGAUAAAUAAUCUUUUUUAAUGUAAAUACUUUAUACAAAUAAAGGACAGUAUUGCUUCUCUGGUUGAUUGACACUAGCACAGAUGCCACAUCAAAUGAGACACUUUUACCUUUUGACAGGCCUCGUAACCUUUAGAUCGUAAUUUCUGUUUUACCAUUUAAAGUUAUUAAAAUCGAACUGGAACUGAACACAUAAGAAAUGCUCUUUAAUAAUUUACAAUUAAAUGAUACACUGUAUCUGAAAUAGUGUUUUAUUACUUUGUAAAUCAACAGGUGAUGUGUAUCACAGAUUAUUAAAUAUGAAAGUACAUAAUUUAAAUAUUUUAAAAAGCAAUAUUGGAUUUAGAUAUUAAAGUUGUUCUUCUUAUAAUCAUUCAGCAGACAUUCUCUUAUCCAAAACAACAAUUUACAGUAAAGUGUUUGCCAAAACACACUCCGAAUCACUUUAUUUCUGAAGGUUGAACCAACAAUCUUUGGCCUCAACCUUUAAAACCACUAAAGCACUUUUGAUUGGACAGGUAUCACCUAAAAUCCAGGUAUACCACAAUAUAACACUAUACAGCAAUCAAUUACGGGGAUAUCUAAUAAAACGCAGCUUGUUUUUAUUUAUCAGCCAUGGAAGAUGACGUACAACAAGAAUUUCUUGCGGAGUUCAAAGAAAAGCGACUGGGUGGCUGGCAAAUCUUGCAGCUUACUGCGGGUACGGGUUUGGCCGUCUACGCCGUUUGGGCUGGAGUUAUAAUGCCUGGCUUUCGCAGGGUGCCACUAAAAUUACAGGUUCCCUAUAUGCCGGCUAGCAGAUCUCAAGUAUGUAACGUUAUGACUCUCCUGAAGGGCAGAUCUGGAGGCAUCGCUGACCUGGGGUCAGGUGAUGGCAGGAUUGUAUUAGAGGCGUGUCGUCGGGGCUUCUCUCCAGCAGUUGGCUACGAGCUCAACCCCUGGCUUGUUCGCCUUUCCUGUUUUCAUGCUUGGAGAGCUGGAUUUCACAGAAGUGUGUCAUAUCGCCGAGAAGACCUGUGGAAGGUCGAUCUUUCAACCUAUAAGAAUAUCACAGUAUUUCUGGCCCCUAGUGUUCUAAGCCUCUUACAAAAGAAAUUACUGUCCGAGCUUCCUGAAGAUGCCUUGAUUGUAGCGGGACGUUUCCCGUUCCGUGAAUGGACGGCGUGUAAGGUGGAGGGAGAGGGUGUGGAUAGAGCGUGGGCCUAUCACGUACGAGAACUGAGAGAGCGAUGUCAAUCAAAGAGUGAAGAUCUGUCUAACCAAACCAGAUAAUCCUUUUAUAAUCAGACUUCUUAUUUUAACUUCAUUUUAGAUUGUGUGAUGUUUGUACUGAAUAGUCAAAUUGUUGUAUAGAAUAUUUUUAAAGGAACGUAUCUUAUAAUAUAACAUAAAAAAGGAGAUAUACAUCUUAAAAAGUUGUAUUUACUCUCCCCGAAGUUACAGAACACUGAACUUGACAAAAACAAAGCUGGUGUCUUUGUGGGUUCCUUAUAGUGUGUAAGGCUGUGGAUAACUUCCUGUUUCUUAAUGUGGGCGAUAAAGUUUUGUGUGUGUAUUUAAGGAUCUUAAGUAUUUAUCUUUCACAGACAAAAGUAAUAAAUUAUAUUUAUUGUAUUGUACAAUUGUAUUGUUUUUG
Molecule: messenger RNA, 2115 nt
Organism: Triplophysa dalaica
Lineage: Eukaryota; Metazoa; Chordata; Actinopteri; Cypriniformes; Nemacheilidae
Gene: antkmt
Product: adenine nucleotide translocase lysine methyltransferase
Exons: 5
Coding region: 1095-1751 (218 amino acids)
Biological process (GO): peptidyl-lysine trimethylation; regulation of mitochondrial ATP synthesis coupled proton transport; positive regulation of proton-transporting ATP synthase activity, rotational mechanism
Cellular component (GO): mitochondrion
Molecular function (GO): protein-lysine N-methyltransferase activity
Source: RefSeq, a predicted model, not a curated record